UCCCUCCCUCCUCCGCCCGCCCCUGAGGCAGGGACCGUGCAAAUCGAGGAGAGGGGGGGACGGAGCGGCCGGAUGGGGUCCAGCUUAGGACCCCGGACUCCUCACUGAUGCCCUGUCGGGGCUGAAUGUUCCCAGCAUCUUGGGACCUGGAUUUCUGUGAGCUGGGGUGGUUCCCAGACCAGGAGGGUCCCUCCGGCAGGCCCGUGGAGACCUCGUUUUCCAUCAGGACCCCCCUCGGAUGCUCUCAGCCACCCUCCUCAACCCGGAUCUAAAACCCGGGACACAGCUAUCAGGCCAGCCUCUCUCUCUCCACCCCACCCCCUCUUUCUGGCGUCCAUCCCCUCCCCAACACCACCUCUGCUGCUGCCUCUGGCUGUGGACCUGCACCUCUUCCUCGUCCCCGCCAGGUCCCGGGAGCAGGGUGAGCCUGGAUGAGAGCCCCCCCCCAACUGGGGCUCUCCCAGGCCAUGGCCCGGGUGCUCCCAGGGAGGAGCCCCGGACCCUGAGCAUCUGCUAGAGGCUUGGCAGAGGCCCCGCGGGGACCGUGUCUUCUGAGGACAAAAGGCGGCGGCCAGCAGGCAGACGGGGUGGGGGGGUGGGGGGAGGGGGACCGGCAGCCAGGUGGACAGACGGGCAGCAGGGGCCAGCUCUGGGCCCCCUCCCAGCUUGGCAGUGGCAUGAAGAUGGGGGUGGUAGUGUGUAAUGGGGGAAGCACCUACCGGGACCCCCACCUGCCAGCUAGUUGGGCACCCUAAGGCAGUAUGCUGCCCACUUGGUAUUCCCCAACACCCCCAGCCCUGCCUAGUGCACCCCUCCGGUGCCUGCUUCCCCUGAUGCCUGCGAUUUAGACCAGCCUGGCUGUAUCCACGGCAACAGAAGCGGGAGAGUCACUGGCCUCCAGAUCACAGAGGGUCCCACAAUGUGGCCUGGGCUGUGAUUUAUCCAUGGUGAGACAGCUUGAGCCCUCUUCCUGGAUUCCAAGACAGCCCUGCUGAGAAAAAGCCCAGGUACAGCCCACAGGACAACUGAUGGAGUCCCACAGGGCCCAUCGGGUACCAGCCCGGCUGAACCCAUAGGGUUGAGAGCGGCCCUUGCCCCCUCAGUAUGGCCAACACCACCGGAGAGCCGGAGGAGGUGAGCGGCGCCCUGUCCCCGCCGUCAGCGUCGGCUUAUGUGAAGCUGGUGCUAUUGGGACUGAUCAUGUGCGUGAGCCUGGCGGGCAAUGCCAUCUUGUCCCUGCUGGUGCUCAAGGAGCGUGCCCUGCACAAGGCUCCUUACUACUUUCUGCUGGACCUGUGCCUGGCCGAUGGCAUACGCUCUGCCGUCUGCUUCCCCUUUGUGCUGGCUUCUGUGCGCCACGGCUCCUCAUGGACCUUCAGUGCACUCAGCUGCAAGAUUGUGGCCUUCAUGGCCGUGCUCUUUUGCUUCCAUGCGGCCUUCAUGCUGUUCUGCAUCAGUGUCACCCGCUACAUGGCCAUUGCCCACCACCGCUUCUACGCCAAGCGCAUGACACUCUGGACAUGUGCAGCUGUCAUCUGCAUGGCCUGGACCCUGUCUGUGGCCAUGGCCUUCCCACCCGUCUUCGACGUGGGCACCUACAAGUUUAUCCGGGAGGAGGACCAGUGCAUCUUUGAGCAUCGCUACUUCAAGGCCAAUGACACACUCGGCUUCAUGCUUAUGUUGGCUGUGCUCAUGGCAGCCACACAUGCUGUCUAUGGCAAGCUUCUCCUCUUCGAGUAUCGUCACCGCAAGAUGAAGCCAGUGCAGAUGGUGCCAGCCAUCAGCCAGAACUGGACUUUCCAUGGCCCUGGGGCCACCGGCCAGGCUGCUGCCAACUGGAUCGCCGGCUUUGGCCGUGGGCCUAUGCCACCAACCCUGCUGGGUAUCCGGCAGAAUGGGCACGCAGCCAGCCGGCGGCUGCUGGGCAUGGACGAGGUCAAGGGUGAAAAGCAGCUGGGCCGCAUGUUCUACGCGAUCACACUGCUCUUCUUGCUCCUCUGGUCACCCUACAUUGUGGCCUGCUACUGGCGAGUGUUUGUGAAAGCCUGCGCCGUGCCCCAUCGCUACCUGGCCACCGCUGUUUGGAUGAGCUUCGCCCAGGCUGCCGUCAACCCGAUCGUCUGCUUCCUGCUCAACAAGGACCUCAAGAAGUGCCUGAGGACUCACGCCCCCUGCUGGGGCACAGGAGGUGCCCCGGCUCCCAGAGAACCCUACUGUGUCAUGUGAAGCAGGCUGGUAGGCAGACAGGCAGGGAAAAGGUCAUGGUCACCAUGAUGGGGCCAAAUGAAAGGGACAGAUGGGGCCCCUUAUGGGAGCCUUCCUUUCUGAGCUCCAGCCCCAGUCCCUCGAACCACCCGGAAUCCAGGCACCUUUGCCAACACCUCCCCAGGGUGGGGGACUGGGAAAGAGACAUUCCUAGUUUUGUGGGGCCUGUCUCCACCACCUCCUUCUCCACUUCUACAAUCUCAUUCUAUCUCUCUCUCUAUCUCUCUCUCUCUCUCAAGUGACAAUUCAGAAAAAGAAAACAAAACUGAAAAUGCAGGUUUUUAUACUAACAGCAGAGGAGACAGGCUUUCUUGCUUUAAGUGUCUCUCCUUCUGACGUUGUCCAGAAGGGGCAAAUUUGUCCUGUAAAAUAGAUUUCCAGAGCUCUAUUGCCUCCCCCCGCCCCCUGCUCCCAUGCACCCUUCCCUCCCAAGUCCUUUAGCAAGGCCUGGAUGUUGAGGGAGAAACUGAUCCAAGGCUGCUGAUAAGAGGGACCUAAGGGGGUGCUGGGUCCCCAGGGAGCAGGGAUGUUUAAUUGCUAUGUUGUGUGCAAUGUUGUUUUUGGCUAACCCUGGUACCAAGCCCCGUCUCCUCUCCCUCCCACAUCCCGUGUCCAGACCUCCAAAGUGUUUCUUCGACAUCUACUUAAGAAGCCAAGAGGGCAGGGAGAAGGGCCCCAGCAUGGGCCCAGGCUAGGUGAAGAGCAGGCUGUGAGCUGAACUCCUCAAGCUGAAGAGACCCAAGUUUGUCUGCAUUCUCUAGCACUGGAUCCCUGACCCUCCAACUCUUCUUCCUAAGGUUGAAAAAUCCACGACAGCCCCACAGGGGCUGAUGUGGGGGCCAUGCAGGCAGGAGCAGCUCUCCAGAGAAGUGUAGGAAUGGGAGCUGAACUCCCCAGAGGAGCUAGACCCUAGUGCCUGGAGUCAGAGUUGAAUGCAACCCCAGAUUGCUUCCCGGGUUCAUACUACUCUUCGGAAGAUGGAAAUCGGGGGGGGGGGUGUCCUUGGAAACCGAUAGUGGUACAGACUCCAAGGUGUUUGAGACUUGAAUCCAUUCCUGUUUGACUUCUUUUUGUUCCCCUCUAGCCUCAGGGGCCUCAAGCCCCUUCCUCCUCCUUGGUAGUCCCUGGCCUUCUGGGCCCUCAGCCCCACACAUCCUUCCUCCUAACAGUCCUUUCUCCCUUGCUCCCUUUGCUCUUGCCUACACCCCAAAUGGAGUAGACUGCAGCCAGAUUCCCCGGAGGGGGGAGGCACAAGACUCCCUCCCAGGGGCAAGGUUGACUUUGGGCUUACUGCAAGGCCAGUUCUGUGGACUGGUGGGCCAAGCCGCCACUCUUUUGCCUGGGCUUGCCCAGACUCUGUGCCCCCUCUCAUUUCCUGAGGGAGAUGGGUGAGGAUGUGUAUUUAUCCACCCCUCUCUUUUUCCUUCCUAUUGAAGUCCCUGUUCUGAGCUCCCUCCCUACCCCAAGACAGCCCCCAGAAGUGGGGAAGCCUUGACCUAAAAGGAAUGAGGAGGGCCCUCUAGGCAGGAGAGACAUUAAUGAGCCUGUCUGUGGAGUGGCCCUGGAAAGGCAGGCCAGAGUGGCUGGGAGGCCAGGAGUGGGGGUACCUGUUCUCUCAGUGAUAGUGAUGGGGGUGCCUUUCCAAGGGGGUGGGGUGGGAAGACCAAGGGGGUGGGGGGUAGAUAGGGUACACUCGGGAGGGUUUUCCUCCAUUUCUUUUUUCUAACUGCCUGGAUUCACCAUUGGAUUUUGUAAAUGGAAAAACUGAAAUGAACAAUGCUAUAUUGGAUGUUUUCUCUUUCUGACUGUGUAUUGUGUGUCUGUGUAUCUGUGUGUGUGUCUGCGUCCGUGUGUUGUGUGUCCUGUCUGCGUGAUCACAUGUGGGAAGAUGUGAUUGAGUGAGAUAGUGUGUGUCUGUGUGACUUUGUGUGGAGAAGCACCCCUGAGGAAAUCUUGCUUGGUACACACAUGUGAGCAAAUGCCCAUAUGUGGAGACAUAUACAGCAUACACACACGUACACACACACAUACACUCUUAGUUGAGAGGAGACACACUAGAGUAUUUGCCUGCAGCAGGAAACAGUGGUCUGGAAAUGGAACUUGGAAACUGUACAUAUGUAUGUUAACAAGAGGGUACACUCCCAUCCCAUAAGAUUGUCCACCACUGGCCCCCAGACUCCGAGCAGGGAGGGGAGCAGGGCACUUGAGAACCUCACCUCUUCCCGAAGCCUGGAGCCCCAGGUAUCACUCCCAGCCCUGUCUUAGUCUCCUCCCCAAACUCAAACGAGUUGUUCCUGAAAUUGGACCACCAUGGAGAAUGCAGACUGAGAAUUGGGAAUCUAACUUGAGAGGAGCUCAAAGGUUUAGGAAACACCCCCCCCCCAUACACACACACGCACACACACACAAAGUAGUGGCUUCUGGAGGAACUGCUCAGACUGGGAUGGGAGCCCUUCCUAAGGGGAUACUUUGGUCAGCUUUGAUUCAAUUCAGAGGGAGGGAUGUCACGGGGAGGGGGAGGAUCCAAGCCUGGGAGUCUACCCAGCCGGGCUGCUCCCUGGGCACUCAAUUAAUUUACUAUCUAUUUAUUUGCUUAUUCCCUCAGGUGCACAGAAUUGAGUUGACCAUACUCCUCAGUUCUUGGCACAGUAUAUCAUCACUGGUUCAUGCAAGGUCCUUUUAUUCUUGAUUUUAUUUUUUGUCCCCUUUCAUCGCCCAUCCCGGAUCCCAUUCUCCCCCCACCAACAUAGGCACUCACUCUCGUGUAUUUAAUGUAUGUCCUUCCAAUCCACCAUUCAUGUGUUUAUUUACAUAUGUAUAUCUGUGAAAAGUAUAUGGUAUUGUUGUGUGUUUUAAUUUACAUAAACAGUAUUGUACUAUAAA
Molecule: messenger RNA, 5148 nt
Organism: Oryctolagus cuniculus (rabbit)
Lineage: Eukaryota; Metazoa; Chordata; Mammalia; Lagomorpha; Leporidae
Gene: GPR173
Product: G protein-coupled receptor 173
Biological process (GO): G protein-coupled receptor signaling pathway
Cellular component (GO): plasma membrane
Molecular function (GO): gonadotropin-releasing hormone receptor activity
Source: RefSeq, a predicted model, not a curated record